Cheilinus undulatus (humphead wrasse) is the source of this 7139-nucleotide messenger RNA. RefSeq names its product 1-phosphatidylinositol 4,5-bisphosphate phosphodiesterase beta-4-like. The transcript has 41 exons. Bases 417 to 4148 code for a protein of 1243 amino acids. Lineage: Eukaryota; Metazoa; Chordata; Actinopteri; Labriformes; Labridae. Gene Ontology annotation, molecular function: calcium ion binding; phosphatidylinositol-4,5-bisphosphate phospholipase C activity. Gene Ontology annotation, biological process: phosphatidylinositol-mediated signaling; lipid metabolic process. The record is from RefSeq and is a predicted model, not a curated record.
UUCCUAAUCAAAGCGCAUCAGGGCCGUUCAGUCUCCACUGGAGGGCGAUUGGUACAAGAGCACCGGGACACUCCGGCAGCAGAGAGAGACACAGCAGACAGUCGGAGGGAGAAGGGACACAGACAGGCAGCCACACUGAGAGAAAACCCCAGACCCGGACCCUGCAGAGCAUCUUUUCUUUCCGCCGUUGGAUUAAACCCGUCCUGACCUGUCCCUAACACCGAAAUCACGCCAAGACAUGAGCUACUCCCGCUGAGCCUUAUUGAUGCUGAACUGAGUGGUCCAUUGCUGUCCUCCAGUGUGUCCCCUCCCCUCAGUUUUCUGUCCCUCUGUCUGUUACCUGGCAGGGGGCGGAUGUGUUAAGGUGUAGUGUUGGUAUCAGAAGAUCAGGAAGUGCAGCAGGUUUGUGAGCAGCCAUGACGAAGUCCUACGAGUUCAACUGGCAGAAGCACCUGCCUGAGUUCAUGCAGGAAGGAGCCUCCUUUGACAGGUUUGAUGAGGACCCAUACAUGUUUGAGCCCAACUGUCAGAUGAGAGUGGACGAGUAUGGCUUCUUUAUAACCUGGAAGAGUGAGGGAAAGGAAGGCCAGGUUCUAGAGUGUUCUCUCAUCAACAGCAUUCGAGUUGGUGCUGUCCCAAAGGACCCCAAGAUCUUGUCAUCAUUUGAGGCCAUUGGAAAAACAGAGGCAGACUUGGAAGGCUGCAUCAUCUGCAUCUGCAGUGGCACAGACCUGGUCAACCUCAGCUUCAUGUUCAUGGUGGCAGAAAACCCAGACAUAGCCAGGAAAUGGAUCGAAGGUUUGAGGUCAGUGAUUCACAACUUUAAGGCCAACAACGUCUGUCCAAUGACAUGCCUGAAAAAACAUUGGAUGAGAAUGUGUUUCCUGACUAAUGUGAAUGGGAAGAUUCCUGUGAGAGGCAUUACUCGAACAUUUGCAUCAGGGAAGACAGAGAAGGGCAUCUUUCAGGCUCUAAAGGAUCUUGGCCUCCCAAGUGGAAAGAAUGAUGAGAUCGAACCAGGUGAUUUCACCUUUGACAUUUUCUACGCACUCACACAGAAGAUCUGCCCUCGAACAGACAUUGAGGAUCUCUUCAAGAAGAUCAAUGGGAACAAAACUGAUUAUUUAACUGUAGACCAGUUAGUCAGCUUUCUGAAUGAAAACCAGCGUGACCCUCGGUUAAAUGAGAUCCUGUUCCCGUUCUACGACCCAAAGAGAGUGAUGCAGAUCAUUGAGAAAUACGAGAGAGAUGAAGCGCUAAAGAAGAAAGGCUGUAUGUCUAGUGAUGGCUUCUGCAGAUACCUGAUGUCAGAUGAAAACGCUCCUGUUUUCUUGGACCGGUUGGAGUCGUACCAGGAUAUGGACCAGCCACUAGCCCACUACUUCAUCAGCUCCUCCCACAACACGUACCUGACAGGGAGACAGUUUGGAGGGAAGUCUUCGGUAGAGAUGUAUCGCCAGGUGCUGCUGUCUGGAUGCAGAUGUGUGGAGCUGGACUGCUGGGAUGGAAAAGGAGAAGACCAAGAACCCAUCAUCACUCACGGCAAGGCCAUGUGCACAGACAUCCUAUUCAAGGAUGUUAUUCAAGCCAUCAAGGAGACAGCUUUUGUCACUUCAGAUUUCCCUGUUAUUUUGUCUUUUGAAAACCAUUGCAGUAAACCACAGCAGUACAAGAUGGCCAAGUAUUGUGAAGAGAUCUUUGGAGAUUUCCUGCUCAAACAAUCUUUGGAAAACUUCCCUAUUGAAGCUGGGCGGCCCUUACCCUCUCCAAAUGACCUCAAACGUAAAAUCCUCAUAAAAAACAAACGCUUGAAACCUGAAGUAGAACAGAAACAGCUCGAGGCCUUUAAGAAACACAUGGAGGCCGGAGAGACCAACACUACAGCAAUCAUCAUGGGUGAAGAGAAUCAAGAGGAUGCAGAGAAUGGAGAAAAGGAAGGUGAAGAUAAGGAUCUGAACUCAGAGGCUCCCAGUAUUCAGUCGGAGGCAACCAGUGAGAAAGAUGCCAACAGUGUUUCACAGAGUAAUGCUGUCAGCUCAGGGAAGGAGGAAGAACGCAACAACAGUAUCAAGAAGGUGCCUGAUGAUGAUGUAACAGAGAUGUCAGAAGCCACAGAAGCUACAGAUGCCACAGAUAUCUCUGAAGCAUCUGAAAAAGAAAAUAACAAAAAGGGUGGAGAAGGGGGAGAGGAGGAGAAUGUUGAAGAGGCUCUGAUAGCUCAGUACACAUAUGUUGGAGCCACCACGAGCAUCCACCCAUAUCUGUCCGCCAUGGUCAACUACGCACAGCCGGUCAAAUUCCAGAGUUUUGAUGUGGCAGAGGAAAAGAACAUUCACCAUAACAUGUCAUCUUUUAAUGAGUCUGUUGGUCUGGGCUACCUGAAGACUAACGCCAUCGAGUUUGUCAACUACAACAAGCGUCAGAUGAGCCGGAUCUACCCCAAAGGGGGCCGGGUGGACUCCAGUAAUUACAUGCCUCAGAUCUUCUGGAACGCAGGCUGCCAGAUGGUCUCACUCAACUUCCAGACCCCAGAUCUAUCCAUGCAGCUGAAUCAGGGAAAGUUUGAGUACAACGGCUCCUGCGGGUAUUUACUGAAGCCUGAUUUCAUGCGGCGGUCUGACAGGAUGUUUGACCCUUUCUCAGAGACUCCAGUGGAUGGUGUCAUUGCCGCCACCUGCAGUGUACAGGUGUUUUCUGGACAGUUCCUGUCAGAUAAGAAAAUCGGUACAUACGUUGAGGUCGACAUGUACGGGUUACCGACAGACACCAUCAGGAAAGAGUUCCGCACACGCAUGGUGAUGAACAAUGGCCUGAACCCAGCGUAUAACGAGGAGCCCUUCGUCUUUAGAAAGGUGAUUUUACCAGACCUGGCAGUGCUGCGAAUCGGAGUUUAUGACGACAACAACAAGCUGAUUGGCCAGCGCAUCCUGCCCCUGGACGGCCUGCAGGCUGGCUACCGUCACAUCUCGCUGAGGAACGAGGGGAACAAGCCUCUGUCGUUGCCCACCAUCUUCUGCCAAAUUAUCCUCAAGACCUACGUGCCCGACGGAUUUGGAGCAUUUGUGGACGCCCUAUCAGACCCAAAGAAGUUCCUUACCAUUGCAGAAAAGAGAGCAGACCAGAUGAAGGCGCUGGGGAUUGACACGAAUGACAUUGCAGAUGUUCCCAGUGGAAGCUCGAAGAAUGACAAGAAGGGAAAGGGUAAAGGAGACACAGUGAAGGCCAGUGUGACACCACAGGCCAGCUCAGACACGGCCCAGACCUCCAAUGCCGCCCAAAAUAACACAGCAGAAACAAAGAAGGAUAGCGGACUUGUGCCUAAUGUCAGCAUUGAUGACUUAAAACAAAUGAAGACAUACCUUAAGCUGAUUAAAAAGCAACAGAAGGAGCUCAAUGCUUUAAAGAAGAAACAUUCAAAGGAUCAAAACACUAUGCAGAAAUCUCACUGCACCCAGGUGGACAAGAUGGUGUCAGGGCAUGAUAAGGAGAAGUCAACCCUGGAGAAACUACUAGAGAAAGCCAUCAAGAAACGAGGGGAAAAUAACUGCCAAGAGCUGAAGAAGGAGACAGAGGAUAAGAUCCAAACACUGAUCGCUGAUCACAAAGUCAAGGUAAAGGACAUCACUGCAGCACACACUAAAGAGUGGUCAGAACUGAUCAGUAGUCACAGCAGCGAGGAGCAGGAGAUGAAGGACAGCCACGUCACACAGCAGUGUGAACACCUCAAGAAACUCCUGGCAACUGUCCAGGAGCAGCAGACAAUGCAGCUCAAACUUAUCCAUGAACGGCAGAGCAAAGAGAUGAGAGCCAACCAGGCCAAGAUGUCCAUGGAAAACAGCAAAGCCAUCAGCCAGGACAAGAGUAUAAAAAACAAGGCAGAGAGAGAGAGGAGAGUACGAGAGUUAAACAGCAGCAACACAAAGAAGUUCCUGGAUGAGAGGAAGAGGCUGGCUAUGAAGCAUCAGAAGGAGAUGGAGCAGCUAGAGAAGAACCAGAAAGACCAGGUGGAGAAACUGGAGAAGUUCACUGAGCAGCUUUUGAAAUCACACCAUGAAAGCAAACAGGUUCAAGGCCAAGGACAUGCAGCAGAUGGUGAAGUUGGAGGAGGAGAUGGACCGCAGACCUGCCACAGUGGUGUGAGCCCCUGAGAUGGAGACAAGAGCACACACUAAUGCUCACACAGACACAUACACUCAUAUACACACAAACACACGUGCAGGUGCAGAAACACUUCACCGCAGAAAGCCCUCCUCGACCCAGAGACGUUCUCCCUCUCCGCACCAUUGUUUCUCUACUUUGUUUUUCUAUUCAAACACAAACAUGCUGUAGCUCAGUUUCUGCACCCUGACCCAACAAACCACCGAGCCGCCGAGCUUAUCACUGUCUGACAGGGUUUGACCACUUAUUGAAAGAGGAAGUGUUACCUCGGAGACAAAGCAUCACAGAGUGAGACGCAUCCCCUCCUCGGCUCUACUCAACACUGAAUCACCUUUAAUGUUCUCUGCUCCUUCCAGGAAACACAAGCAGCAGCUUUUGGUGUAAACACACACACAUGACACACGCACAAACACUCACAGGGAGUGGAAGCCUUCCUGUUCACCUUGUUUGUUUUUACUUUUUAAAAUCGGUACCUCUUCAGAAACAGGGAGAGAGGGGAGGAGUAUGUUUAAGAUUUAAUGUCAAUUCAGCACAAAUGAGUAACUUUGUGAAAUACACUGUAUGCUACACACACGUCCUGUCCUGAGCACUUUGUAUGUGAUAGGCCAUCAUAAAAAUGUGGAAAAUGUAGCAGUGCACUACUGUAGGUUCUCUGUAUUUCAGUAAGAAUGUAUUUAAAGAAAAAAAUCACUGUACGGAGGAGUGACAAACCAAGUUUCACCUCCUCCUGCAAUGAAAGCUGUUUUACUUCACAGAGAUGUAUCACUGACUUUUUUAUUGUUCGACAAUGAGUGAGCCCCUAAUAAGAAGGCUUAUUUUCCUGCUGAGUCACAACACCAUGAAGGGAACUCAAUGGAUUGUUGCUUCACUAAAACCGUCUUAAUUUCUAAGAAAGAGCCCUAAUAUUGUGUGCUGGGUGUGCUUCAUUUCACUUGAAAAUGUAACAACCAGUCAUGAAGCAUGAUUUUUUAUGAUUUAGUUUUCAAUCAUCACAAAACUGCAAAAGUCGAUGCUUUAAACUCCUGUUUUGGGGCACAGAAUCAUGUAUGCUAUGCAAAGACAAACACAUGAUUUUAUCAAAGCUUAAGGUGUACAAAAUAAAAAACAACAAGGGAUGCACCAAUAUCACUUUUUUCUGAUCAAGUAAAAGUACUUACAUUUGAGUACUCACUGAUCCAGAGUACUAAUGCGAUAUUUCAAUAUCAUUACAGCUCUUAAAAUUAUUUUUAAAUUUUUUUUAUAUCUGAUGUUCCUCACCCCUACUUCAAGAGUCUAGCAGAGUAUAGUUUGCCGCCUGCUCUACUUUUAUUAUCCUCAUUUAUGUUUAAAAAGAAUAUCUCUGGUGUCAUGCAAGGCUAACAUCAUGCUGUAAAAUGAUACCAAGAACAGAAUCCGCAACGUUUGAGGAGUACAAGUGCUUGGUCUUAAUCGGUGCAUCCUUCGAAAAAAAUAUUAACACCACCAGCCAAAGGGAAGUCUAGAAAAAUAAGUCUAUUAAAAUGAGCUAAAUUGGUUAUUUUAAGCCUUUAAUUUUGUUGCAGUGUUGUUUCCUCAAAUGCAAAGGCAGGUACAUGAAUUAUUACAAGAAACGAUAAAUGUGUUGCUACGUAGGAUUAAAAUGGGCCUUUUCAAUAAGGAGUUUUGCACUUGUUAAAGUGUUGGCCAACCUUUAAUACACUGGUAUUGGCAACAUUAUCCACGCCUGGCAGCACAUCAUUAAUUCUGCUGGAUUAGUUGUUGUAAUUGAGCGGCCCGUCACUGUAAGACAAGAACUUGGCAGACAGAAGUCAAAGCCGCUUUGUCAUUUAUUACUGUUGAGGUGAAGUGUUCACUUAAUCGCUUCUUGAAUGCACGUUAGCAACCUCCGCUUCACUGUUUGUCUGCUGGCCUUUAGACCAGGGACAUCACACUGAAUAGUUCUCAGAUCUGUCACACAGCCUGUGCCACUCACUGUUCACACCAUGGAAUCCAUAGAAGGCUGAAAAUCCCUCUUUGGUCAAGACAGCGUUCCUUUAAGCUAGGGCUGUACACAGCUACUGGUUUAGUUGGUAGAAUCAGGUGGAAACCUGAAAGCAUUAGUCUAAAUAAUCUUGUGUUUUAUCAGGCACACCUGCAGUCCAGAGGACCUUGAGCACUUCAGGCUGGCUACUUUUCAAUGUUUAAAGUCACACAAUGUAUUUCUUUUCAUCAUUAUUAAACUGGAUGAAAGAUUUUUGUGACUUAGAGACUUUGCUUAGAGCUGAGCAAGCCCCACCAAAAACAACAGUGCAGGGAUACAGAAUUUUAACUCCUUUAUUCAGCAUUUUAACCAGUUUGUAUGACAUUUAUUAUUGCUCUGGAAUACAUUCUCUCCAUAUAAUUGCUUUAAAUGAAACUUCCACAGGUAAACACUAAAGGCUCAUUGUAACUAUUUUAAAAUAAAGUCUACGGCCCGUCAUGUGGUUCGUCCUGUAUGGCUCUGUGCACACACUGCAAAAAAAUUAAAAAGUGCAUUUACCUAAUGCCUACUGAAAAUGAUCUCAUUACACCUAAAAUGAGCCACAAUCUCCUGACCAAUCCAGAUAAACAUCAUGAUUUUACAAGCAAAAAUAAACAAAGCUUGAAUUUACUGUAAUUAUUUAAAAAUAAAUAUCAUCACCACAGGCAAAAUUUACUGAUGUUUUUUGAAUGAAGAUCUCAUUCUUUAUCUGUUGAAGAGGAAAUAUGUAAAAACCUACUUUUGAGUAUUUUUGCACAUACAUCUGGGUAUGUGAAAUAAGUCUGAAUGCACCAAUGAAUCAGUGUAGCUUCAGUAUCGGCAGACGUCAGCCCUCAACAAACAUCUACCCAUCUCCAAAUAAUCUGACAUGAACCGAUGAUAGUACAGUGCCAUGAAAAAGUAUUUGCCCCUUUCUGAUUCCUGACUUUUUUGUGUAUUUAUCAUCACACUUAAAUGUUUCAGAUCAUUAAAACAAUUUUUAUAUUUCACAAAGACAACCCAA